This is a messenger RNA of Chironomus riparius, 411 nucleotides long. The record is from the annotation of a GenBank genome assembly. NCBI's taxonomy places the organism in Eukaryota, Metazoa, Arthropoda, Insecta, Diptera, Chironomidae.
AUGUGUAAAACUCACUCAUCACCAUGUCCACCAUGCGAUUUAAAAUCAAUAAACUGUUUCAUUUUAUGGCCACCAAUUGCAAUUCUUGGAACAUGUUCUGCUGAUCAGACAUGGAAGGCUUGUUAUAGUUCGAGCGAGCUAACAAGCUGCUGCUGUGCGCCGAUGAUUCCAACAACUCUUGAGCCAUCAGUAAUAACCAGAGGACCUUCAAAUAUUCAGUGUCCACCUUGUGUAUCGAAAUCUAGCAAUUGUUACUUUACAGAUCCUUAUAUUCCAUCUCUUGGCUUCUGCUUGGCUGGAUAUGAUUUUUAUGGAUGUUAUGAAUUAUCGGGUGAUAUCACAAAUUGUUGUUGUAAACUUAAUAUUCAACCAGAUUGUACAACUGCAGAUUUAGAGGCUAUAAAGUUUUAA